CAAUGAAAUUACCUCCUCGAUUUUAAAACAUUAUUAAGUUUUUGGAGGGAAAAUCACACACCCCCAAAAUAUAAUUUUCCCACUCCCGCCAUUGAAAUCAUCUCUCUCUCUCUCUCUCUGGGCUAUUCGAUGCUUUUGACGAGAGCAGAUACUCUUCCGAUCUCAACAUGGCGGAACUGAAAGGCGACAAAGAAAAACAGGACGGUCUAGAAAUCACAUCCAUCGGCUCCCUCUACACCGGUCCUUGGGACAAGAAGUAUUGGAGCUCCUCUAGGGGUAAAGGCCGGUAUCCUUAUCCAGUUGGGUAUGAAGCUGUUCGAGCUCAUAAUGGAAGUACAUAUAAGAUGGAAAUUCAUGAAGGUCCUAAAGGGCCUAUGUUUAUUAUUUCUACUGCUGAUGGACAUUCAUCUUCUGGGCAAACUCCAGACAUUGCAUGGGAGAAAUUCCAAAAGAAGUAUUGUCCCCAUGUGAAGAUUUGGCAUGGAAAGAGAUUUUCGUGCAACAUAGAUGGUGUGGAGUUUUUUGGGUUUAAAAAUUCAUUUGUUCAGAGGCUUCUUCGAGAAAUUGUGGCGAAUGUUAGUGGAACUAUAGAAAAGAAUCUAUUGUCCUCCAGCUUCUGCAAAGAGGGCCCUAAAGCAGAUCAUAUUAGUAGCCACCCUGAUGCACAAGCGCAUCAUGAUUUACUGCCCUUGGACAGAUCACAGAUAAUAGGAAAGAGAAGUAGGAGACUCAAAAUCGUGAAUACAAAGUCAUCCAACAACGCUAAUCUCAAAAGAUCAAGGUCUCAAGCUCUGGCUAAUGUUGCUGAAGCAUCAAAUAGAAUUGAAGAGAACCAAAGAAUCAUAGCUACUGGGAGUCCCUUGCCUUCUUUUAAAGGAAAGUGUGAUGACAAUGAACAGCCAACAAUCGUGCCACGAUCAGUGAGUCACAUUUCAGAGAGUGACUUGCCAUUGAAUUUGGUUGACAUCUCCAAUAAUCUUAGAAACAUUGUGCCUUCUGAAGAAACAAGGUUGGUGGUUCGUUCAAGAAAUUGUGCGUCCACUAAUCUAGCUGGCAAAUUGCUGACCGAGGAAAAAUAUCUUGACAGGUUGCAAGGUACUGAGGUGGAAGACUUCAUUUCUCCAAUGUCACUUGAAGUAAAAAAUGGGGAGCAUCCAGGUCUGAGAGAUGAUCAAGUUGCGAAUGAUGUAGUGCUUUAUGUUCCUGAUACCUCAGAUUUGGUGCAAGAUGAUACUGCUGAUAAUGGUCCAAGUGUCCAGGAUAAAAGAGAAUCGACUGCAGCAGACAUGAUCAUUUCAGAAGGUUUGGUGAGUGAAACUGAUCCAGAAGAAGAAAGAGGCACAUCCAAUUCCAAUGGAAGUUCUCAAAAGAGUGACUUUGAUUCAGUUGGUCAAGAAACAGCCAAGUCUAUGAUGUCAUUUCUUCUUCCUCAAGCAGUUCCCUUGCUAAAAAAGUCCUCAAGGAAGAAAAAAGCCGCUGUUAGCUCUUCGGAAAUUAUGCCUUUUGGGGAGAAUACUCCGGAGCUAAAUAAAAAAACUAAUGUUUCAUCUCCAGCUGUAUUGGUCACUGAGAAUAAAAUGGUGGAUUUGAAGGAGCGGAUGAAUGUCCAAAUUACGAAUCUGCAUUCAGCUGAUGCAGAAAACAUUGUUACCCUUGACAAUUUGAGGGAUCAAAUAUAUGGUGAACAUGCAUCUUACCAUGAGAUAUUGCCCUCUUUUGAUGCCAAAGCCGAUCAAGUUAGAUUUAAUGACAAAGCAUACCCUUGCAACGCAUGCGGACAAUCUAUUGGGAUUGGGGAGGAGUCAGAUUGUUUUCUUGAGAACAGUGAAAGCAAAGAUAUAUUCUGUUAUGAUGAAGUACACAUGGAUCCAAGCGGAAUGCUUCAUCAGGGUGAUGUCAUAUCCAAGUCUAUGCCAAGUUCCACCGUCCCCUUUAAUAAUGAUUGUGCUGAAGAAAUCAGGGAUGCUUGUCACUCAGCAGGCAGGUUGCGUUCUUCAAAUAUAUCGCCAGAAGAAUCUUGUGUUAAAAAUGUUGUUGAUAAUUGUAGUAAGACAUCUACUGAGGUUCCAAGAUUAGUAUAUUCCAGAAGAAGGGAGCAGGUUAAAGCCAUAACUCAGAUAAAGGGAAAGUACAAUUUUCCUCUCUCAGAAAGUAUCAUAUGUAGUAAUGUUGAAGAUAAUCAUGUCUCUGAAACAUGUCCUAGUAGAAAUCCAAUAGCCUUGGAGACGGUGGAAAUGGGUUCUUCUGAUGAAAAAUCACAUACAAAAGAUCUUGGACUUGGUGAGCUUAUUGGUUGCUAUCUCCACCCACUUCCUGUUUUGUCAUUACUGGUGUGCACAACAGGCGAAGACAUCCACAUUUGUGUUUUAUGUGGCCUUCGGGUUAACAAGGACAGGACCCUUUUUAUCUAUAAAAUAGCAACUCAAGAGCCAAGAGUUGGAUAUCCCUCUUUUGUGGGUCACACAUCAGUGACACUGCCGUCUCUAAAAGAUUAUUUUGGUAAAGAAAUUGCUCUGGAAAGAUCUGGCUUGCAAUACACUCCAGGAGGGCAAUAUCUUGUUUUGCUUGACUGCAUUAGAACACCUUAUUGCAGGCAAGGGACAAUUCCUUGUUUGUGCCCAGCAUGUGCAUCAGGCAGCUUUGAGGAGGAUGCGGUGAAGAUUGUAGAAGUAAAACUGGGAUAUGUCUCAGUAGUUGUAAAACUGAAAACACUUGAGAGUUUACAGUGUGUAUUGGUUUGUGAACCUAACCAUCUUGUUGCCGUUGGGGAGAGCGGGAGAUUGCAUCUGUGGGUUAUGAAUCCAGCAUGGAGUGCACAAACAGAGCAAUUCAUCCUGCCUGCGAAUGAUCUCGUAUCCCCUGGCAUAGUGGAGUUAAAGAGAAUUCCAAAAUGUGUUCGUCUUGUUGUUGGCCAUAAUGGAUUUGGGGAAUUCAGUUUAUGGGACAUUUCAAAAAGAAUCCUUGUUUCAAAAUUCUCUACAUCAUGCACUUCUUUCAGUGAAUUCUUUCCUGUCGCCUUGUUUGGUUGGAAAAAGAAAGGACAUAGUUUCGGCGACUGUAAUGUGCAUGGACAUGUCAAUAGAAUGAUGGCUGCAACGAAUAUGUGGUUCUCAGAGCAAACCAAUGACGAUUCCCUUCCACUGUUAGAGGAGGAGAUUGCUGUCUGGCUUCUUGUCUCCGUUCCAUCUGAUUCUGAUGAUCACCAUGACUAUACAUCCGGCGACUAUCAUACAAAAUCAGUAGGAUGGUGGCGGCUUGCUCUACUGGUGAAAAAUAUGGUAAUCCUGGGAGGUGCAUUGGAUCCAAGCGCUGAAGCUAUUGGUGCCUCAGCUGGUCACGGAAUCAUUGGUACGUGUGAUGGACUUGUGUACAUAUGGGAAAUGUCCACAGGAACUAAACUUGGCACCUUGCAUCAUUUUAGAGGUAGCUCCGUUUCAUGUAUUGCUACCGAUGAUUCGAAGAAAGGUGCUGUAGCCAUCUCUGGUGGCGAAGGUCAGUUGCUGGUUUAUCUGCUCUCUCAAAAUAACAAACCAAACUAGCAAGGACGAAAGCAAGUUGUUUCUCUAUCUUGCUCUAAUUUCAGAGCCGGGAUAUGGAAACCAAUCAACCUUACACUUUUUGCACUCCCAUUAACGGAGGCUAACUUGGCAAUAACUGCCAUUCAGCAAGGUAACAUGUACUUUUAACUGUAUAGUGUAAAUAAAUGUGAGUAUAGUAAUU
Molecule: messenger RNA, 3720 nt
Organism: Morus notabilis
Lineage: Eukaryota; Viridiplantae; Streptophyta; Magnoliopsida; Rosales; Moraceae
Exons: 14
Coding region: 168-3539 (1123 amino acids)
Biological process (GO): regulation of cell cycle
Cellular component (GO): nucleus
Molecular function (GO): protein binding
Source: RefSeq, a predicted model, not a curated record